GCGGCUGGAGGAUGGGCACCCAGGGAAGCCCGGUGAAGAGCUACGACUAUUUGCUCAAGUUCCUGCUGGUGGGCGACAGCGACGUGGGCAAGGGUGAGAUUCUGGAAAGCCUUCAGGACGGCGCGGCUGAGUCCCCGUACGCCUACAGCAACGGAAUUGACUACAAGACAACCACCAUCUUGCUGGACGGCCGACGCGUCAAGCUGGAGCUCUGGGACACAUCGGGCCAGGGCAGGUUCUGUACCAUCUUCAGGUCCUACUCCAGGGGUGCACAGGGCAUCCUCCUGGUAUAUGACAUUACCAACCGCUGGUCUUUUGAUGGCAUCGACCGAUGGAUCAAGGAGAUUGAUGAGCACGCACCUGGGGUUCCUCGGAUCCUGGUUGGGAACCGGCUGCACCUGGCCUUCAAGCGGCAAGUGCCAACAGAGCAGGCUCGUGCCUAUGCAGAGAAGAACUGCAUGACCUUCUUUGAGGUCAGCCCCCUGUGCAACUUCAACGUCAUCGAGUCCUUCACAGAGCUCUCUCGCAUCGUGCUCAUGAGGCACGGGAUGGAGAAGAUCUGGAGGCCCAAUCGAGUGUUCAGCUUGCAGGAUCUCUGCUGCCGUGCCAUCGUCUCCUGCACCCCUGUGCAUCUCAUCGACAAGCUUCCACUGCCUGUCACUAUCAAGAGCCACCUCAAGUCCUUCUCAAUGGCAAACGGCAUGAAUGCUGUCAUGAUGCAUGGCCGUUCCUACUCCCUGGCCAGUGGUGCCGGGGGCAGCAGCAGCAAAGGCAACAGCCUUAAGCGGUCCAAGUCUAUCCGUCCCCCUCAGAGCCCUCCCCAGAACUGCUCUCGAAGCAACUGCAAGAUCUCCUAGCAGUGCCAGUGGGCAUCAUCUGUGCAGACUCUGGGAGGCUCCCUGGGGCACUCCUGACCAGGCAUUAGGCCCUAUUGUGUGUAUGAGGACUUGGCCACACGGCCCUGCCUAGGAAGCACUAGGUUUCCUCAACUCCUGGGCUGGGUAGAGGGAAGGAGCGUGUAGGAGAACACGCUCUGUAGAUUGCCAGAGGGGCCUGUGGGCAGCUGGGCUGCUGGUGCUACAGGGCCCUGAUCUGAACCAACCUCCGAUUCCACGGCUACCUGGGCUUGGGCCAGGAGGGACCCUAGCUCCCCUGUCUUAUUUAUACAGAGAACAUUUCACCCAUUUUGUAUUUUAAAGGGCUGUCAGGGAAGCCUGGUUGCUACCAUGUGGUGCAGGGGGUCACAUCAGCCAUGGGGCAAGUUCCAUGUGUCUAGGGAAGGAAGAAUUUGUGGCGGUGGGAAGAGUGGGCAAAGCUGGAAGAUUUUUGGAUUUGCAUACACUUCGCCUGGGGUGUGGGUAAUACCCAGCAGCCCGUGAGAGAACAGAUGGGCAAGGGCACCCUCCAGAAGCUUUUGGCAGUGAUCUUGGCCUUAGCUUUAUUUUAUUUAUUUAUUAUUAUUAUUAUUAUCUCUCUUUUUUUUUGGUACUGGGGAUCGAACUCAGGUCCAGCGGAACCACUGAGCUAAAUCCCUGGCCCCCAGCUUUAGUUUUGACCAGGGUGGUCAGUGUGCUACAGGCAAGAAGGUAGCUCCUGCCAACCCUCUGUGGAUGUCAUCCCUGUACAUUGGAGCAACUGCAACUCAGGAGAGCAAGAAAGUAGGGCGCACCCCAGUCUUUGCCACGCUAUAGGUCCCUCCCACCUGUGACUUGAAAACUUUGGUGAUGUUUACUACACAGACUCAGAUCAACACCUCCAGGUUGAGAAUGCAGAGCUGUUUGCAGACUUGUGAGAUGGGGCCACAACCUACACUCUUCUGGUGGCAUCUGGGUCAUUGGACACCUCUCUCCAGCCUUCUGCUCUUAGCAGCUUGUGCUCAUCGACCUCAGCUGUGUUCCUGUAGCUGCUCUUUGCCUGACAGGGCUCUUCUGCCCAGAAGCUCACAUAUCAUUGAACUUCUUUGGCUUGUUUCUUAAUGUCACAGCCUGAAACAGCAGCCUCAUCUGGGCUAUAGGGAUGGACCCAUCUUGAAGACCCAUCGGCCAGCCCCUCUGCUAGAGCACAACAGGGUCUGGUCAUCUUGCCCGUCUUGAAGCCAUGGACAAAUCAUCUACAGUGCUCCUCAUACUCCUUUGUGUCCUGCGUAGCCCUCCCCAUGGGGACAUCACCCUCUGACUACUCCCCAUCCUGGCCUGAUGACAAAGCCCUCCAUUACACUGGUGCUCAACUCUUCCCCCUGCCCUCUGGCCCAUGGCCGCAGCAGGAUCCCUCCCCUGGCCGUGACCCUCAUAGUACUUGUCUUGAGGUGGUUCUGCUGUGGGUGGACAGUACAGCACCAUGGCCUGUGCUCUAUAAAGUGAGCCAUGCCACCAGGGAGAGGGUUGUGGCCGUGUGAGCUGCCUGACACCAGUGGCUCCUUGGCCCUGAGGCUGACCACAAGCAGGUUGGGCAGAGGCGUCCCGCCCACUGGACUUCACCUUUCCCCCACUCACCUGCUGCCAGCAAGGGUCCUUUCUCUGGAAUCAUGAACGAAAUGACAGACUUUGUUUUGAGGACCUGCAUGGUCCCUUAUGCACGGUAUCAACACUACCCCACUGCUGUUGGACUUUACCGUUCCUGGGUUCUUUGAACUGUUCUUAUUUCCUUGUACAUUAAAUGUAAUUCAGCUGUGACCUCUCUU
Molecule: messenger RNA, 2680 nt
Organism: Fukomys damarensis (Damara mole-rat)
Lineage: Eukaryota; Metazoa; Chordata; Mammalia; Rodentia; Bathyergidae
Gene: Rab40c
Product: RAB40C, member RAS oncogene family
Exons: 6
Coding region: 12-857 (281 amino acids)
Biological process (GO): protein localization to plasma membrane; intracellular signal transduction
Cellular component (GO): plasma membrane; synaptic vesicle; endosome
Molecular function (GO): GTPase activity; GTP binding
Source: RefSeq, a predicted model, not a curated record